UGCAACGUGAAUAACCAUAGCCCCAUUUGCUCGUGCCAAUCAGGAUACACCGGAGAUCCGUUCACUAGAUGCUACCCUAUACCACAUACCCCAAUCGUGGUGAGGAAUCCAUGCGUUCCUUCUCCUUGUGGUCCUAGAUCGCAAUGUCGCGAUAUAAAUGGAUCUCCAUCCUGUUCAUGUUUGGCCAACUACAUUGGAUCUCCGCCCAAUUGUCGACCUGAGUGCUCGAUCAACUCGGAAUGUCCUAGUAAUCAGGCUUGUAUGAACGAAAAGUGUAGAGAUCCUUGUCCCGGAUCGUGUGGCAUCAAUGCAAGGUGCAACGUAAUCAACCACACUCCAAUAUGCACCUGCGAGGAAGGGUACACCGGAGAUCCUUUCACAAGUUGUCGUCCAAUGCCUCCACCACAUGAAGAUCCGUGCAAUCCAUCGCCUUGUGGAGCGAACGCACAAUGCAACAAUGGUGUUUGUACGUGCUUGCCAGAAUACCAAGGAGAUCCUUAUCGUGGGUGCAGACCAGAGUGCGUACUGAACUCUGACUGCGCUAGAGAUAGGGCGUGUAUUCGCAGCAAGUGCGUCGAUCCUUGUCCGGGAACUUGCGGACAAGAUGCACUGUGCGAAGUGAUCAACCACAUUCCGAUGUGUCGUUGUCCUGAUGGAAUGGCCGGAAACGCAUUUGUACAGUGCCGACCACAGCAAUCGCCGGUCGUUACAAACCCGUGUUAUCCUUCGCCAUGUGGACCGAACAGUCAAUGUCGUGAAAUCAACGGGCAAGCCGUGUGCUCAUGCGUUCCGGGAUACAUUGGCAGUCCUCCGACAUGUCGACCGGAAUGCGUUGUAAGCGCUGAGUGCCCUCAGAACCAGGCUUGCACCAACCAGAAAUGUCGAGAUCCAUGUCUGGGAACUUGCGGCGUAGGAGCCAGGUGCUCGGUUGUCAACCAUAACCCAAUCUGCAGCUGCCCUGAGAGAUUCACGGGCGACCCGUUCGUCCGCUGUCAGCCAAUAAUCGAGCCUCCUGUCCAAAUGACCCCACAAAAUCCAUGUCAACCGUCACCUUGUGGUCCGAACGCUCAAUGUCGCGCUGUGGGUGAUUCUCCAUCUU
Molecule: messenger RNA, 1099 nt
Organism: Anopheles cruzii
Lineage: Eukaryota; Metazoa; Arthropoda; Insecta; Diptera; Culicidae
Product: neurogenic locus notch homolog protein 4-like
Exons: 4
Source: RefSeq, a predicted model, not a curated record